GUUAAGACUGAAUGUUGAUAAUACAAAUACUAUGCAUCGUGCACAUGCGCAUCAUCAUACACAAAACGUUUUAAGUCUUAUUUUUCCUGUCUACAGAUGUGAGAUAUACCUGAAAUUAAUCCCAGCACACUCUCCAACAAGCGUUUUUUUUGUGAGGGCAAACAUGACUGAGAUGGCAGACGCCAGGCAGUGAUGCACUGACAGUGUAUGAUGGCGACAUCCUGCUACUGCAGGAAGUUGAGCAAAGACAGUGGAUGGGUACGAAAGUUGACAGAGCCACUGGCAAGCUUCUGUACGACCAGCAUGGUGCUAUCCCCAGCACUGACAAAAUGCAGCUUGAUGGCAAUGGUGGACUAGCUUUGCGAUCUUUGGACCGAGAGACCGAAAAAUCUGGUUCUCUGACACGAAAAGGAGCCAUCCGCCGAGUGCUGAAACAUCAGGAUUCUUAUAUUGCAGCCUACACACAUGUUGUUCCCAUGAAAGCUACCCGCGCUUUACCAGUGUUGGUACUUGGCCCACCAUCGGCCAUUGAUGCCUUGCUUAAUUGUGUGCCAGAGGUUGCUUCUGACUGGGCCAGUGUCAUAUCAGAUACCCACUCAAUGUCAUCAUCCCAGCUAUUUGCACCAAAUGGCAACAAGCACAACAUCGUGAAAUGGGAGGGCCGCCCCAAGGACCACAACAGUAAUCCCUACAAGUCCAUCUUUAUCACGAUCACUCUAAGUUCACAGGAAACCUUACAGACUCUCAGGGAGAUACUGAAGCAGAAGGACUUUGAACUGGAUGUGAAGCAGGAGUCUGAAAAACUGAGGGAACCCUUGGAGUUUGUGCAGAGGGCUGGUUUUCACAUGGAGUCGCUAGUCAUAACUGAAGGAGGGUACACCAGAUCCUCGUUCUGGGAAGAUAUGAAACAGAAAGUCAAGAAAGUACAACAGCAAAUCUUCUGGCUGGAGCCCUUUGGCAAAUACAUGCCUUUCCCUUAGAGAACUAACACUUGUUUUGUUCUUGUGCAAAUUGUAAAUGUGCAUACAUGCACACACACACACAUGCUUUUUAAAAACAAUUUACUUUUGAAGCUUUUUGGUGCCCUUGCAGGAACUUUAGAAAGUUACUGUUAAAUUGUCCAUGCCUGUUUGUCUUUGGCAGACAACUUCCCGAAUGGUAAAGCAAAGUAUUUGCUUAUGCACAAUUUGCAGCAAUCAACUGUAAUCUUGCCAUCUUUACUCUUGGUACCUAUGACUAGGGAUCAAACACCUUUUGAAACACUUCAACACCUCUUCAUUUCAUUAUCUAGAAUUUUUUAAGAGUUUUUAAUUUCAAUUUAUUGUUUAUAUACACCUGUGGAACAUAAUGACAUAAGAGGAACACAUCCACUUAAAGAUGUUGAUUUUUUUACAAUCUUCAUUUCAGGCGUUCUUCAUUUUAUACUGUUAAUCAUAAAUUAUUUCCAGACAAUCAAUUUUUGUCACAUUUUAAAUUUAGAGUUCAGAUGUUCCAGUCCUGUUUGUAUUUAUCUGAUUUUUGUUAUUAGAGGUGAUUACUUUCUCACCAAACUUAAUUCAUGUAUAUUUUAUAUCAUAGUGUCAGCCCAAACCGGUAUAUAAUUCUAUUUGUGUAAUAGACAAUUUGGCUGGAGGUGCAUGUUUAUUAUAUCACAAUAAAUUUAGGGUGCCAAAUAAACAUGGAAAUCAAGGUGCAGCUGUUAAUAUUUUACAAUAUUUAACAGUCGUUGGAAAUGUGUUCAAAAUUCAAGCAAAAAUCAAAACACAUCUGUAUUUUGUGAUUACUGCUGCCUUUUGCAUACAUUUUUUUCUGAAAAAUAUUGCAUUAUUUGGAUUUUGUUUGUUACUGCCUUUUGCAGGUAUUAUCUUUUGGGAAAAAAUAGCAUCAUGAAGAUGCUACAGAGUUUUAGUGGAAACUUUUGCUUGCCUCUUAUUUUAACAGGGGAAUGAUUUGCCAAUUGUUUGCAGAAGUACAAAGCUUUGACGCUACACUCUUUACCUGUUUAUGCAAUUGUAGGACUGGUCAAAUCAAAUAGCUAGUUAAAAUCCCAGUAAUUGCUAGAGGAGAGGUAAGUUAGGAAGGCCAUGACAGUUGCCUGCCACAGGUUUUAAAGGUCUGAAACUCUAAACUGUGCUAUUACUGUUUUCAAAGUUUAAGCACUCAUCGGAAAUAAAAAAAAAAAGUUGUUGCAUUUAUAUGGACUCCUCUGGUAUUGAAUUAUUAUAUGCAUGAUAAUAAACACCAGUUGACCCUCUACAAUAGUACAGCGGUCUGAGUGUGUGUUCUGAGAGUUUUAUUUGAUUACUACAUAUCUUUUUUAAUAAUGUGUAUGAUCGAGCUGAUUGCAUUUUGUGAGAGAUGACCUUUCAUUUACUCAUGCUAAACAUGCUCUCUGGAAAUAAAUUUAUCAUUAAAUUUGA
This is a messenger RNA of Pomacea canaliculata, 2420 nucleotides long. RefSeq lists its product as uncharacterized. The record is from RefSeq and is a predicted model, not a curated record. Lineage: Eukaryota; Metazoa; Mollusca; Gastropoda; Architaenioglossa; Ampullariidae. Bases 255 to 980 code for a protein of 241 amino acids. The transcript is spliced from 9 exons.